AUGGCCACUCAGCUCCCCGCUGCGCUCAAGGCAGCAGACAUCUCGCGCUUCGCCCACCGCGCGGCACAGCUUGAGAAGCCCAAGCCUAUAAUAGCAUAUUGGUGUGAAUACUGGAUCAUUAACCAGAUCCUAACCAAAGGCUUACACAACACCGAUCAAGAAUGUCUGGCGUAUACCACAACCUUGAUGGACAAGCUCGAACAGUUCAAAUCCGAGCACGUCGAAGAAGCCGCCGUCACCGACGAUGUCGCUGGUAAAGCAUAUGUCGAACAAUUCGGCCUGGAAACAUUUGACAGAGCCGAUAACGCAAUACGCGCGAACAAAGCCUCAAGACAGACAGCCGACACUUUCCAGGCAUCAGCUACGUUCCUCGAUUUACUCCAGAUAUGGGGCCCGGUCGAGCCAGAGAUCGCCGCGAAAGUCAAAUAUGCAAAGUAUCAUGCCCUCAGAAUAGCCAAAGCACUGAAGGCAGGCGAGGAUCCCAACUUGUCCAAUCCCAAGCCACAGACUCCAGCCGAAGACGCUCUCCCUGAGCUAGAUCCAAACGACGCAGAUGUGCAAGCACUGGAGGGAAAACCGACAAAACCACGGCAGCCGUCGGUGGUCGAGGUUCCUGACGAGGCUGACAGGAUCCAAAAGACCCUUGCCCAGAGAUCUCUUCAAGAUGAAUCACUGCACCCUUCAAGAGAAACGUCGAUGCCGCCGCCGACAAAGAAGGGUCGACAGCCAUCUGUCGUCGAAGUCCCCGACGAGGCAGACCGUGUACAACAUCGGCUCGCUCAACAGUCGGUCACGGAUGAAUCUCUCCAUCCCUCGCGUGCGCCGUCACUGCCGCAAUCUCCAGGAGACGAUGUAUCUCCAAUCGCCGCACAAGAUGCAGCAGCUUUCUACGGGAACCAGGCUGAAUUGACCGACGUCUCGCCCCUAGACCCACCCACGGAACGAAAGCCCUCGGUCGGAGGCAACUACUUUCCUCGCAUACCAUCUCCACCCGCCGAUCCAGCACCCAGCCUGCCCUCCUCUCUCACAGAUGUUGGCGGUCCUCCUCCAGAACUACCGUCGGCACCGACCGACGUGGAUAUGCAGCUUGGAGGACACAGUACAAGUGCACCUUCUGACUUGCCAGGCCCUCCUCUAGAUCCGACCUUGAUGCGAGGCCGAGACGGCCUCGCCGCACUCAACCACCAUCACCGGCAAUCCCCUCCACCGCCACCACAUCGGCAUGGCCAAUUCCUUCCACAAGUCGACCCAGGUCAGACACCUCAGAUACCACCCAAUUUCCAACCUCAAGUUCCACCGCCCCAAGUUCCUCAGGUCCCGCCUCAGCUUCGCGAACUCAAGGGACCUGUGCCCCCAGUGCCACAUUCGCAAGCUCCGCCACCAGCUCAACCAACAUCUGCCGCACCGUCGCCGGUUGCCAACACUGGUGAAAUCGACGAUCAAGCAAUGAUGAAGGCACAGAAACACGCACGGUGGGCCAUUUCAGCACUGAACUUUGAGGACGUGCCCACCGCGGUUCGAGAGCUACGAGAAGCGUUGGCUACCUUGGGUCAGAGAUGA
This is a messenger RNA of Exophiala spinifera, 1560 nucleotides long. RefSeq lists its product as uncharacterized. Gene Ontology annotation, cellular component: multivesicular body. The transcript is spliced from 3 exons. Gene Ontology annotation, biological process: late endosome to vacuole transport via multivesicular body sorting pathway. The record is from RefSeq and is a predicted model, not a curated record. NCBI's taxonomy places the organism in Eukaryota, Fungi, Ascomycota, Eurotiomycetes, Chaetothyriales, Herpotrichiellaceae. Bases 1 to 1560 code for a protein of 519 amino acids.